AUGUCUACUGCACUAGAGAAACAUCGAGCAAUGACAGAGAACAGAAUGAACGAGAAAUUUCCUUCUUCUUCCAACGAGUCAGAGAGGCCUGCUGACGCACUGGAAUACGAACUCGACGGGAUACACGAUGGACUCGUCUUCCCCACAGAGGAAGAGCGAGCUACAUUGCGACGCGUACCGGAUACCAUUCCUUGGAGCUCCUACUUAAUAGCAUUUGUUGAAGGAGCAGAACGGUUUUCGUUUUACGGGUCUAGCGUCGUCUUUACGAAUUUCAUUCAACGCUCGUUACCUCCUGGCUCGAAAACAGGAGCAGGUGGGCUUCACGGACAGGCCGGUGCACUGGGAAAAGGACAACGGGCAUCCACAGGGCUGACUACGUUCUUUCUCUUUUGGUGUUAUGUUACGCCAUUAAUCGGAGCUUACAUUGCCGAUGGUCAUUGGGGGCGGUUCAAGACGAUUUGGGUUGCAGUAUUCAUUGCCUUCAUCGGUCACAUCGUUCUCAUUGUAUCUGCCCUUCCUGGAGUAAUUGAGACUAACGGGGCAAUUGGCGCCUUCAUCGUUGCCAUUAUUACCAUUGGACUCGGUGCCGGCAUGUUCAAGGCAAAUAUCGCUCCUCUGGUUGCCGAGCAGUAUAAGCGCACUAAACUCUUUGUCGUAACAACCUCUUCCGGUGAAAGGGUCGUCGUUGAUCCGUCGUUGACUGUCUUACGAAUUUACAUGUACUACUAUUUAAUGAUAAACGUCGGUGCCCUGAUCGGAUCUAUUGCUAUGCCAUAUGCUGAGAAGUUUAUUGGAUUUUAUUUGGCUUUCACUCUGCCUACGGCCAUCUUUUUAAUUUGCCCGAUUGUCUUGUACGUGUCGCGGAACAAGUACACCAGAUCCCCUCCAACUACCUCCGUACUUGGAACAUCCAUUCGUCUUUGGAGACACGCAGCACGCGGAAAAUGGACUUUAAACCCAAUCCAGCUCUACAAAAAUUUUAAUGCACCGGGAUUCUGGGAAAAUGCAAAGCCCAGCAAGCAGAUCGGCGAAAAGCCAACAUGGAUGGUCUUUGAUGAUUUAUGGGUGGACGAGGUUCGCCGAGGGGUAAAAGCUUGUUCCGUGUUCCUGUGGUACCCAAUUUACUGGCUCGCAUACAAUCAGUUCAGCGGUAAUUUGACAUCCCAAGCCGCCACCAUGACGCUCCACGGUAUCCCCAACGACGUUGUAUUGAAUCUAGAUCCUCUCGUCUUGAUCGUUUGUAUCGUGCUUUGCGACCUUUUCAUAUAUCCAGCACUUCGUAGAAUGGGGAUUAACUUCAGUGCCUUGAAGAAAAUAACAGCCGGCUUCAUGGCUGGCGGUGCAGGAAUGCUGUGGGCGGCAGUUGUUCAACAUUACAUUUACAAGACAAACCCAUGUGGAAACCAUGCCUCCGAAUGUGAUGGGGUCUCCCCAUUGAGCGUAUGGAUCCAAUCUGGAUCAUACGUUUUUCUGGCUAUCAGUGAAGUGCUUGCAUCCAUCACGGGUCUUGAGUACGCUUUUACGAAAGCACCUAAAAACAUGCGGUCUCUCGUUAUGUCUGUGUUUCUAUUCAUGACUGCGAUAUCCUCCGCUUUGAGCGAGGCUUUUGUUUCCUUAUCCGGAGACCCCUUGCUCGUGUGGAACUACGGAGUUAUCAGCGUAAUGAUUUUUGUCACAGGAAGCCUAUUUUGGUGGUCUGUUAGAGAUCUUGACGCGAAGGAAGACGAACUCAACAAUAUUCCUGAGGGACACAUGGGUGCCCCUAUUAAUGAGGCGUCUAAGCAAAAUGCCUGA
Psilocybe cubensis is the source of this 1794-nucleotide messenger RNA. RefSeq lists its product as uncharacterized. The coding region runs from base 1 to 1794 and encodes 597 amino acids. Gene Ontology annotation, cellular component: membrane. The record is from RefSeq and is a predicted model, not a curated record. Gene Ontology annotation, biological process: transmembrane transport; oligopeptide transport. The transcript has 14 exons. Lineage: Eukaryota; Fungi; Basidiomycota; Agaricomycetes; Agaricales; Agrocybaceae. Gene Ontology annotation, molecular function: dipeptide transmembrane transporter activity.